AUGACUGAUUCUGCUUAUAGAGUAGAUACCAUUUCAAGACUCGCUCAAUGGCGAAUCCUCAAUCUUUCUUCUUCCACUUACCGCAAAUCAGAUCCUUUCAAGAUGGGUCUUUGGAAUUGGCAUUUAUCUGUGGAGAAAAGUAAGAUGCUAUUGAAUAUUAAGUUGUAUCCAGAGGUAUCGAAUCUUACUAGAGAAAAUCCACCAGUUGCUUCAUUUGCUCUUCGUGUUGUGUCUUCUACUGGUGAGAGGAAAGCUUUUUCUCAUCCAGAAGUAAUCGAUAAGCGGAUCAAGACAAACGAAGAUUUUCUUUGGACGAUUGAAGUUCCUUUAACUGGAAAAAUCAUCAUCGACGUCGAGUUUCUUGACUUGAAGGUUCUGUCUCAAGAUAGCGGGGAAUUUUAUUCAAUUUGGGCAGACGGUUCAACGGAGAAUCAAUCGAAAGUUACAGCGGUAUCAUCCUUUGGACGUAUGUUGACAGAAAGCAUAUACACUGACAUAAUGAUCAAUGCAUCUGGUGGAAGCAUUGGAGCUCAUCGAGCUGUUCUUGCUGCUCGUUCACCUGUUUUCCGAAGCAUGUUUUUACAUGACCUGAAAGAGAAAGAGCUAUCAGCAAUAAAUAUACCCGACAUGCCGCUCGAAGCUUGCCAAGCUUUUCUCAGUUAUAUCUAUGGCAAUAUCCAGAACGAAGACUUUCUCAUACACAGAUUGGCACUUCUACAAGCAGCUGAUAAAUACGAUAUUGCUGAUUUAAAAGACACGUGCCAUUUGAGUCUCCUAGACGAUAUCGACACAAAGAAUGUACUCGAGAGGCUACAGAACGCUUAUCUCUAUCAAUUACCUGAACUGAAGGCUAGCUGCAUGAGGUAUCUUGUGAAGUUUGGUAAGAUAUUCGAGAUCCGCGAUGAAUUCAAUGUAUUCAUGCAAUGCGCAGACAGAGAAUUGAUUUCUGAAGUGUUCCAUGAAGUCCUAAGUACCUGGAAAGGAUUUUAA
Messenger RNA from Arabis nemorensis, 990 nucleotides. Lineage: Eukaryota; Viridiplantae; Streptophyta; Magnoliopsida; Brassicales; Brassicaceae. The record is from the annotation of a GenBank genome assembly.